AUGCUGCUGCUGCCUCCAACUCGUCCCCUCGGCUGGAAUGUAUGUCGCCUCUGGCUCCCGGUCCAGGGUAGGCAUUCCUCAUCCAAGCGCUGGCAGGCUCGUCAGCAGCAGGAUCGCUUUACGAAAGAGGCCGCAGUGCAAGGCCUGAAAAGUCGCGCUGCAUUCAAACUGCUGCAGGUACCAACCCCUGGUCGAUCCCUCACAGUAACUCGCCUGUUCUGA
Messenger RNA from Penicillium lagena, 222 nucleotides. RefSeq lists its product as uncharacterized. The transcript has a single exon. NCBI's taxonomy places the organism in Eukaryota, Fungi, Ascomycota, Eurotiomycetes, Eurotiales, Aspergillaceae. The coding region runs from base 1 to 222 and encodes 73 amino acids. The record is from RefSeq and is a predicted model, not a curated record.